Raphanus sativus (radish) is the source of this 1381-nucleotide messenger RNA. Its product is annotated as dehydration-responsive element-binding protein 2B. Gene Ontology annotation, biological process: response to stress; positive regulation of DNA-templated transcription. Lineage: Eukaryota; Viridiplantae; Streptophyta; Magnoliopsida; Brassicales; Brassicaceae. Bases 178 to 1107 code for a protein of 309 amino acids. Gene Ontology annotation, molecular function: transcription cis-regulatory region binding; DNA-binding transcription factor activity. The record is from RefSeq and is a predicted model, not a curated record. Gene Ontology annotation, cellular component: nucleus. The transcript is spliced from 2 exons.
AAAAAAAGUUUAAAUCUGAGAGAGAAAAAAGAGAGACAGUAGAACGAACGCUCAGAAGAUAUACAAAUUACAGAUCGAUCGUCACACGCGAACAACAAACCAUUGAAGAAGAGAUUCGACUCGAACUUUGAAGUUAUCAAUUAAAUUCUUUGAUUUGCUUGCAAGAAGAAGAAGAAGAUGGCUGUUUACAAUCAAACAGGAACCAAUACAGUAACAAUAUCAAGAAAGAGGAAAUCAAGGGCUAGAGCAGACGGUACAACGGUAGCUGAUAGAAUCAAAAAGUGGAAAGAGUACAACGACUUUGUUAAUGCUUCCUCUAUAAAACAAGGAGAGAAACCUAAACGGAAAGCUCCUGCAAAAGGGUCCAAGAAAGGCUGUAUGAAAGGUAAAGGCGGACCAGAGAACUCUCGCUCUAGUUUCAGAGGAGUUAGACAAAGGGUUUGGGGUAAAUGGGUUGCAGAGAUCCGUGAACCUAAUAAAGUAAGCAGGCUCUGGCUUGGCACUUUCCCUACCGCCGAAGAAGCUGCUUCUGCUUAUGAUGAAGCUGCUAGAGCUAUGUACGGUCCAUUAGCUCGGCUUAAUUUUCCUCAUCAGCAGUGUGUUAGCUCUGAGUUUACUAGUACGUCAGGUCAGAGUGAGGUGUGUACGGUUGAGGAUACGACUGUUCUUGGUGGUGAUGUUUGUGUGAAGAAAGAGGAAGCUGACUGUAAAUCUAGACCAGUUAUUAGUCAGGUUUUAGAUGUCAAGGAAGGACAUGAUGCGAAUACAAGGCUGAAUGAGUUUGAUAAGGAUUAUUGGAGCAGACUAUCGAAUGGGGUAGAGAUACCGAAGGAGGAAGAAGUGAUACAGCCGCAGCAGGAGUCAGAUAUGCUUACUGUUGGGGAUUAUGGUUGGCUUAGUGAUAUGCAAAACGAUCAGGGUUUUUGGAAUCUGGAUGAUUCUUUUGAUAUUGAUGCACUUCUUGGUGAUAUGGAUGUGAGCCAGUUAACCGGUCAUGAUCCUUGCCAAACCCAAAACCAGGUACAGGUACACCCUGAAGGUUACAAUUCACAUCCUCUUCAGCAGGAGCCACUCGGCAAGCAUGAGUUCUUUGACUUGGAUCUUUGAGAGCUUCUGAGGCGAUGAAUGGUCUACAAGACUGCAGUAGAAUCUUCAGAUUUGAUCAUAUAUAGUAGCAACAAGAAAUUGGUGUUAAUGAUUUGUUUUCACAUUGGAAAAAAAUAGUUACUUUCUAGUCUUUACUUUAGAUCAAUAAGUGUUUUAAGUUUAAUAUAAGAUAUAACAGAGAGGAACUCUUUCACCCUCUUCCUAUAACAAAAGUGUUACAUAAUUAACAGAAAAUACAACCAUAAAUUACAAAAAAAAAAAAUAAGAAAAAGAA